Entamoeba invadens IP1 is the source of this 654-nucleotide messenger RNA. RefSeq lists its product as hypothetical. The transcript has 2 exons. The record is from RefSeq and is a predicted model, not a curated record. The coding region runs from base 1 to 654 and encodes 217 amino acids. NCBI's taxonomy places the organism in Eukaryota, Evosea, Mastigamoebida, Endamoebidae.
AUGCCAGAUAAAACAUCGUUAGCAGUCACAAUUUUAAGUGGAGUGUAUGUGGGUAUCGGGUUUGCGGCGAUAGUCUUUUCAGUAGUUCUGACGAAGAACAUCAACACGUUUAAUCGGAGUGAAGAGUCGAAAGACGCUGAUAUGAUGUUGUAUUUUAUAAAAGCGUCGUGUGUGUAUUUAAUGGUAGCUGGUGCGGUGUGUAUGAUGAGUGGCUCAUUAGGGAUGGUGGGGUCUUUACUUGAACGCCAAUGGUCUAUGAUGCUCUACUUCAUGACUCUUUUGGUCUCUUUAAUCAUUUGGUUCAUGUUAGAAGGCAUUUUUGGGAUGGUCUCUUUUGGGCUUACGGCAUCUUCGGACGCUAUGAUGAGUGCUACAAUCCAAUCGUGGGAAAUCCGUUUCCAUUGUUGCGGAUGGAAGACACUCCCUUCGGACGCUUCGAAAUGCGCAUACCCACAAGCGUUUGCAACGGGACAUACAUGCAUCAAAGAAUUCAGCUCGAUCAUUUCAAUCUGCCUUGGUGGGUUCAUCGGCGUUGCGUUGCUCGCUAUAUACGCAAUUGGACAGAUGAUUCUCGCUUGCUUCUAUUACAGAAAGCUCAAGACAAACUUCUCAUACAGUUACAAGGAAAACCAGAACUUAGAACACGAAGAUUAA